UAUCUUUUCACUUCAUUCAGUAGAUAGUUCCGAUGCAAGUUUAUAUUUGUUCAUAAUAUCAAAUUCAAGUUCGCUAGAGGUAAAAAUGCAUCAUUUAUUCACAAGAACCAGAUUGAUCACCUUCGCUGCUAGUUCGUUUUCUAUUUUUCUUUUCUCCAUUGUGUUGGCAUUCGUCAUAUUACCCGUAAUCAUAGACAAUCAGAUCGACAAGAAUAUAAGAUUGGAAAGAGGAACAGAACAGUGGCAUAGGUUCAAACAGCUACCCUUCAACGUUUCUUUGAAUGUCACACUUUUCGCUGUUGACAAUGUUGAAGCUGUCAUGAAACAUGGAGCUAAGCCAAUACUUCGUGAACAAGGACCCUAUGUUUUUGAUCAAGUACUUGUAAGGAAAGACCUCAGCUAUAAUGACAACAAUUCCAUAACAUACGAUAGGAAGAUAGAAUUACACUUCAAUCAAACUCGAAGUGGUAAUGAUGUGAGCAUUGAUGAUAAAAUAACUACGAUUAACCCAAUCUAUGUGGCUCUAAUGCAAGUACUGAAAGAUCGUAGUUUGGAUUUAUUUGCUCCGUGGGUGGAUAAUUGUAUAAACAAACUUUUCAACAACUCUGCCUACAUACUGAAAGACUAUCCUGUGAGGAACUUGAUGUUUGAUGGAAUGAAAAUUUGUGAUUUCAAUUUAGCGGAAUGCAAUUUCGGUUUCUUUCCGCUUUGUUCUAGAUUCGCUAUAACAAAAACUAUUGAAGAGGUUAAAGACGGAAAAGAGCAUUACAUGAAAUUUUCUCUAUUCAACUAUAAACAAAUAAUUUCUGAUGGAGUAUAUGAAGUGAACUCGGGUAUGAUAGAUAUUUCGAAGAUUGGUGAAAUUGAACAGUGGAACUACUCGAAUUAUACAUCUUUAUGGGAUGAAAAUCUGAUGAAUAACACUUGCAACCAAAUCAAAGGAUCAGAUGGUACUUUAUUCCCUCCUCAUCUAAGUGAGGAUUCUUCUUUAUCAAUUUUUUCCACUGACAUAUGCAGAUCUGUUUCAAUAGUGUAUAAUAGAACAGACACUUAUAAAGGUAUUGAAGGAUAUGUAUAUAAAACGGACCCUAACCUAUUCUAUUCUUCGGUUGAUGAUCCGACUAAAGAUUGUUACUGUUCCUUGAAAAAGGGUACUUUGGAUGAGAAUGGCCAAAAGUCAUGCUUUUUAGAUGGAGUUAUAGAUAUAUAUCCAUGUCUAGGACUACCUGUGUUAGUUUCCCAGCCACAUUUUCUCAAUGCCGAUAAAAAAUACCUUCAGAACUUAGAAGGACUGCAUCCAGAUCCUGAAAAACAUGAAAUUUACGUGCUUCUCGAUAAGUAUACUGGAAUUCCUCUACAAGCUCACGAACGAGUUCAGCUGAAUAUUAUUCUCAGACCAUCUGAAUCGUUUGACUCAUCUAAAAAUUUUGCUCGAACAAUUUUACCAUUAGUUUGGAUCGAUAUGGGAUUGGAUUUACCAGACAGUGGAAUAGAUCUCUUGAAUUCCUUGCUUUAUGAUACUCUAACACUGGUCAAUAUUUCGAAAUGGCUUUUCAUAGGAAUAUCCUUGUGUCUUACUAUUUUCGCAUGUAUUUUACUUGAACUACAUCUUUACUCUAAAUGACACGAAAAUCUUAAGUGAUACUCAAGUGAUCUGAAGACUGAAUACAAUUUUUAUACCUAGACAUUUUGUCGAUAUUCGAUUCAUCGGUUUCAUUAAAGUUAAUUUUGUUUUAUUAUAAAUUUUCCUCAUGAAGUUUUGGAUUGGGAAGUAAAAGACAUUCUCCAUUUGAAUUUUGUAUGGGGAAAGAUUUUUGUGUAGAGAUUAAAUUAUAUCUACUCAUGGGAAUUUUAUACUGCUUUAUUGAUUGAUUCGAUAACGUAUAUUUUGAAAAUGCUUACAGUUGGCUGUCAAUUACUUCACAAAUUAUCGGUCAGGAACUGAAAUUUUCAAUAAAAAAUUGAUAAUUUUCUUAGGCUGCCACUUCUUCUGGACGCAUUGUAUAUCAGCCAGCACUCUGUAUAUUUGUAUAUAUUUAUUCAAGUGUAGGUAUCAUCGAAACAGAUAAAAAGUAUAGAGCAAAAUGCCUAGAUGGUGUAAUAAUUAUAAGACAUCUGAAUGAAGAAUAUUUCUUCUUUUUGAAAAACAACAUGCAUAUAUUUCUUGACUAUGUUAUAUAUUUAUGGAUUUCAGUAUGUAUUGAAUAAAGAUUUUAUAAUGA
Messenger RNA from Harmonia axyridis, 2222 nucleotides. Its product is annotated as sensory neuron membrane protein 2-like. NCBI's taxonomy places the organism in Eukaryota, Metazoa, Arthropoda, Insecta, Coleoptera, Coccinellidae. The transcript has 9 exons. Gene Ontology annotation, cellular component: cytoplasm; membrane. Gene Ontology annotation, molecular function: scavenger receptor activity. The record is from RefSeq and is a predicted model, not a curated record. The coding region runs from base 86 to 1624 and encodes 512 amino acids.